Molecule: messenger RNA, 846 nt
Organism: Mesorhabditis spiculigera
Lineage: Eukaryota; Metazoa; Nematoda; Chromadorea; Rhabditida; Rhabditidae
Source: the annotation of a GenBank genome assembly
AUGUUGGAUUUCGGAGCAACUGAGGGCAUUGCACGCUGCGGUCGACGAGGGAACCUUCGAGGCGGCGGCGCGGAAGUUACAUCACCGCGCCUUCGGCGGUCAGCCAACGAAUCAAAGCUCGAGACCUCGGUUGGCCGGAUCCUGGUGCAGCGCACCAAACCCAUCCAGAGCGCACUGUCGCGUGACACCGUGCGAGAACUCGGUUUGGAAAACGGUUCGAACACCUUCGCCCGCGUCUCGAUCGCGGUCAAUGCCGAUUCGCUGUCCACUUGGGUUCUCGGGGCCCUCGCGGAGUUCACGCAAGAAGUCAGUUUCGAUUUUCAUCUCGACGAUCAAGACCACACCACCGACCUGCUGCGCGACGGUUCGGUCAUGGCUGCCGUCACGUCGGUUUGCGUCACCGAUUCAAGGGUGUACCUCCAGUCGGUUGGGCAUCAUGCGGUAUCGGCCGAUGGCGAGCGCAGAGUUCUGCCGUCGCUGGUUCGCAGAUGGUGUCACGGCCGAAUCUCUUUCGAGGCGCCGCUGGUGGUGUUCAAUCGCAAGGAUCUGCGCAGGAUCGGUACCUCGAUCAAAAGGUCGGCCACCCGGCAGAUCCGCCUCGCCAUCUUGUUCCGUCAUCGGCAGACUUCGUGGACGCCGUCAGACGGGGAUACGGGGUGGGGGUUGAUACCGGACCUGCAGUGCGGCGAAGACGAUCGCGGCGGAGUGCUGAUCGGAUUCGAUCCGGACUUCGUGGACGACGUUCCGCUGUACUGGCAGCAGUGGAAACUGUCGUCACCCGUCUUGCGCCGGAUCUCCGAAGUGGUGACCCGACGUGCCCACGAAGUGUUGCAUCAGCCCUCGAUC